This is a messenger RNA of Jatropha curcas, 1137 nucleotides long. NCBI's taxonomy places the organism in Eukaryota, Viridiplantae, Streptophyta, Magnoliopsida, Malpighiales, Euphorbiaceae. The record is from RefSeq and is a predicted model, not a curated record.
GACCCGGAAAUCAACUGUAACAAAUCAACCAGAUUCGUAGCGUGGGAGACGCAGAGAUUGAAGCAGAUGAAUCCUGAGGCUACAAAAACAGCGAGAGAAUCUCUAGAUUUGGCAUUUCACAUGUCGAACAUUCUGGACACAGGACUUGACCGACACACACUCUCUGUGCUUAUCGCCUUGUGUGACUUGGGUCUAAAUCCAGAGGCACUAGCAGCUGUCGUAAAAGAACUGCAAAGGGAAAGAUUUGGGCCAAUUCAGCCCAUUAUGAUCCUAUAUGAAUCUUAGGCGAGCCCAACUAUAGUACAACCUUUCCUUAAACGGAUUUGGACUGAAAAUCACCCCAGCCCAUCUCAAACAAAAAUAAAAGUUGACCGACCCAAAGAUCAGCCAGCACAGAAACAAAGCGCGAGAGACGCAGAGAUCAGAAGCAGGUGAUAAAAAAUGGACAGCAGACGAUUUGGUUAUGAUCAGGAAAUAAACACCCAUGAUAAGAAUCAACAAGAUAGAGAGCAGGAUUCUCUUAUUGAGGAUUUAGCAGAAGACUUUCGUUUGCCUAUUAGUCACAAACCUACAGAAAAUGUCGAUCUGGAUAAUGUUGAACAGGCAUCAUUAGACACAAGGUUGACAGCAUCUAAUAUUGGGUUUAGGCUGCUUCAGAAAAUGGGAUGGAAAGGAAAAGGUCUUGGAAAGGAUGAGCAGGGAAUAACUGAGCCAAUAAAAUCUGGUAUUAGAGAUCCCAAGUUAGGAAUUGGAAAACAAGAAGAAGAUGAUUUUUUCACUGCAGAAGAAAAUAUUCAGAGAAAGAAACUGGAAAUUGAGAUUGAGGAAACAGAGGAACACGCAAAGAAACGGGAGAAGGCAGCAUAUAACAUAUAUGCAUGUCUUUUGACGGGAAUGGUAUAUCAUAGGGGAACAUCAACUUUGGAAGCUCUUGAGAAUUUCCUGCAGUUUUUAUUACCUGGUGGCUUCUACUGCCUGCUUCGUGCACAUUAUGAAAAUUCAGGUGUUAGCAGAACGUGAGCAGAAAAUUCAAACCGAGGUGAAGGAAAUAAGGAAGGUGUUUUAUUGUGAUCUCUGCAACAAGCAGUACAAAUUGGCUAUGGAAUUUGAAGUUCACUUGAGUUCAUACGAUCACAA